GUAAACAAACACACACUGAGCAUGCGUCAUUGGAAUAAUGGAGGACUGUCUUUUCCACCCGGGCUGAUGAUGUCUGUAUUUUUACUCUACUAUCUGUGAUCUGGGGAAAACAACAACAACUCGUCUGCAAUUCAGCGAGUAGUUGAGGUCAAAAUAACAAACCCAAGAUGACUACAGCCACGCCAGCCCAAGGCGCAGUCUCCAGGAUAAUGACGUUCACGCCUUCCAAAGAGGAGUUCAAGGACUUCAGCCGGUACAUUGCCUAUAUGGAGUCACAAGGAGCACACAAAGCUGGAAUGGCAAAAGUCAUCCCACCGAAAAGCUGGAAACCUAGACGGACGUACGAUGAUAUCGAUGACCUGGUGAUUCCCGCUCCCAUUCAGCAGGUGGUGACGGGCCAAUCAGGACUGUUCACACAGUACAACAUCCAGAAGAAGCCAAUGGCGGUCCACGAGUUCCGCAAGACCUCCAACCUGGAUAAGUUCUGCCAUCCCCGAUACGUGGAUUUUGACGAGUUGGAGAGGAAGUUUUGGAAGAACCUGACCUUCAACCACCCCCUUUAUGGGGCUGACGUCAGCGGAACACUGUAUGAUUCAGAUGUGGCUGAAUGGAACAUCGGUCGCCUCAACACCAUUCUAGACACCGUGGAGAACGAGAGCGGGAUCAAGAUCAAAGGCGUCAACACGCCGUACCUUUACUUUGGGAUGUGGAAGAGCGCCUUCGCGUGGCACACGGAGGACAUGGAUCUGUACAGCAUCAACUACCUGCACUUUGGAGAGCCAAAGUCCUGGUACGUUGUUCCACCGGAGCACGGGAAAAGACUGGAACGACUUGCUAAGGGCUUCUUUCCAGGGAAUGCUCAGAGCUGUGAAGCCUUCUUGCGCCACAAGAUGACUUUAAUUUCCCCCUCAAUCCUGAAGAAAUAUGGCAUACCGUUUGAGAAGGUCACGCAGGAGGCCGGCCAGUUCAUUGUGACGUUCCCGUUUGGUUACCACGCCGGUUUCAACCAUGGCUUCAACUGUGCCGAGUCCACCAACUUUGCCACCCAGCGAUGGAUUGAUUACGGCAAACAGGCGACGCUGUGUUCGUGCCGGCAGGACAUGGUGAAGAUCUCCAUGGAUGUGUUUGUACGCAAAUUUCAGCCCGACCGUUACAAACUGUGGAAGGCAGGGAAAGACAACGCUCCCAUUGACCACUCCAAACCCACACCAGAGGCGGCUGUGUUCCUGAAAGAAGACAAGAGCGAGCCUUCAAAAGAGACUCCCAGUGAAGCUGGAUCUGAGGAGCACACCACCCCUGUCCAAGAGGACAAAAGUCCAAAGCCUCAGACUGGGACAAAGCGUCAGCUGGAAGCCAUCCGAGCGUCUGAAGACAUCAAACCUGAGCUGACUAUGAAGGAGACUGAGGAGGUGGAGCCAAAGAAGGCCAAGCUGUCACGCAAGGAGUCUCCUGCUAAAGUCCCUGUCAAGCCAGAUAAAGACACAGUGAAAGUCAAGACGGAGCCUAAGAAGGAGAAAGAGACCAAGCCUCAGACUAAAUCCCAAUUCAAAGCCAGCGCAAAGAAAACUUCACACCGAAAAAGCACGUCGAGAAAAGAGAAGAACGGUGUGUCGGCCUCCGCCGUCUGUCCGCCCGAGCCUGUGGCUCUGUGCUCUGAGGAGGAAGCUCCGCUGGGCAACAGCUGCAGCCCAGCGGAGCCGCACAAAGUUUUCCAGAGGACGCUGAGCCCCGCGGACGUCCUGCACGUUCACAGCUACGCCAAAGGAGACUACGGAGAGGGAGAAGCCCCGCCUAAGGAGGAGAAGAAGAGUGAAGGCAGUGACACGGAGACGGAGAAAGACAACAGACAUGUUAGCAAAGCACAGGUGGCAGAAGAGUUGGCUGCAGAUGAAGAGCUGGAGAGUGAUCUAGGGCAGCUGCCAGGCCACCAUCCGCUCAUAAAGGACGGCAUGAGUGAUGAAGAGGCUCCAGAGGAGGCCGCCUCAGUAGAAGAAGGUGUCCUGGAAGGAGAGAGCUGGGCUAAACCUCUGGCCCACCUGUGGCAGAACAGACCUCCAAACCUGAAGAAAGAGAGAGAAUACAACCAGCUCAUGGAAUCCAAACCUCCAUACUGCUCCAUCUGCAGGCUGUUUCACACCUACCAGCAGACGGAGUGCGGGAACAGUGGAGACAAGCCUGUCAUGGUGGCUGGCGGGCGGAUGCGGACCAAACCUCUGAUCCCUGAGAUGUGUUUCACCACCACCACGGAGGAGGACUCCGAGUGUGAGGAGCAGCCCGUCACGCCUCAUCUGGAGGAAGAUGGAACCAGCCUCCUCAUCAGCUGCUCUCAGUGCAGCAUUCGGGUUCACACCAGCUGUUACGGUGUGGAUCCAGCCAGUGUGAGCAAGGAAUGGAAAUGUGCGCGCUGCAAAGCCAACGCCAUGACUGAG
Messenger RNA from Etheostoma spectabile (orangethroat darter), 2429 nucleotides. RefSeq names its product lysine (K)-specific demethylase 4A, genome duplicate a (gene kdm4aa). Gene Ontology annotation, cellular component: nucleus; chromatin. NCBI's taxonomy places the organism in Eukaryota, Metazoa, Chordata, Actinopteri, Perciformes, Percidae. Gene Ontology annotation, biological process: chromatin remodeling; regulation of gene expression. Gene Ontology annotation, molecular function: histone H3K9 demethylase activity; histone H3K36 demethylase activity. The record is from RefSeq and is a predicted model, not a curated record.